GCGGGGAGGGGGAGCCCCAGAGGCCUCCCCACAAAGCGGGCGGCGCUCCCCUCUGGCCGGGCGGGCGCGGGCCUCGCGGGCCCUUUAAGGCGGAAGGUGCGCGGCCUCUUUAAGGCAGGUCGGGCGGUUUGUUUUCCGAAGGAAGUGACGGGGGGCGGGAUUGAAUGAAAAGUGCAACUGGGAGUCCCGAGCGCCCGAGUCGGGAGCCGCGGGACCCCAGGGCCCGUCCGCCUCGGAGCGCCCCCCGCGCCCGCGCGCCCCAAACUCUCCUCCAACUUGGAGCGAAGUUGGCAGCGCCCCCGCCCGCCGCGAGCCGGGCCGGGAUGCGCCCGCCGGGCGGCCGCGGGGUCCCCCCUGCGCCCCGCGCGCUGCUGCUGGCGCUGCUGGCGCUGCUGGCGGACGCGGGGGGCGCGCGGGCCGAGCUGCGGGUGCGCGUGCGGCUGCCGGGCGGCCGGGUGGCCGAGGAGCGCCUGCAGGCGGACAGCGCGGGCGACAGCGUCGGCCUGGAGCUGCGCGAGCCCGACGGCGCCCUGGUCUCGCUCACCGCCGACUUCAGGAAGCACGUGAGGAUCCUGCGGGCGCUGGUCCUGGGGGAGCUGGAGAAGGGCCAGCGCCAGUUCCAGGCGCUCUGCUUCGUCACCCGGCUGCGCGACCACGAGAUCAUCCCCAGCGAGGCCAUGGCCAAGCUCCGGCAGAAGAACCCACGGGCAGUGCGUCAGGCGGAGGAGGCGCGGGGCCUGGAGCGGCUGCACAUGGAUGUGGCCGUGAACCUCAGCCAGGGGGCCCUGCUGAGUCCCCACCUGCACAACGUGUGUGCGGAGGCCACGGAUGCCAUCUACACCCGCCAGGAGGACGUCCGGUUCUGGCUGGAGCAAGGUGUGGACAGCUCCAUGUUCAAGGCUCUGCCCAUGGACAUAGAACAGGCACUGCCUCGCUGCGGGCAGGCGGGGGACCGGGGGGCGCCCUGUGUCUGCCACUACGGCCUGAGCCUGGCCUGGUACCCCUGCAUGCUCAAGUACUGCCACGGCCGGGACCGCCCAGCACCCUACAAGUGCGGCAUCCGCAGCUGCCAGAAGAGCUACAGCUUCACCUUCCUCGUGCCUCAGCGGCAGCUGUGCCCCUGGGAGGAAGACCCCUAGCUGGGGAGUGCGGGGGGCUCACCACACCUCCCCCAACCCCCGGAGGCCUUACUUCCCCUCCCCUCCCCUCCCCUCAGCCCAGAGCCUCUGCCCGUCACUCAUGACUGUGAAGAGGGGUGUGGUGUGCGGGGUAAUCGUGAAGGCAGCCCCGCUCCCCCCUGUGUCUGACAGAAGGGGCUCUGCACACUGCACCCCUCCUUCAGCCCCCCAAUUUCAAGCCACCAAAUGCCAUGGCCUGUGAUUCUCCUGUUGAACUCUGCAGGUUUAGACCCUACAAAGUGCCUUUUCCUGUGGCCUCCCCACAGCAGCCACCCGUGCCUUUCCGCAGACGGCCCUGGCCACAGGCAGGCGGCACCUCCUUCCCUCUGAGCAGAAUCGUGUCUGCGGGGUUCUGGGACAGGGGGAGCAUGAAGCAUGAGGAAAACUUGAAUUCCAGAUUUUUAGUGCAAAGUAUUUAUCGUUUCUACCAGAAAUUAAACGUUUCCAUUUCUA
This is a messenger RNA of Eptesicus fuscus (big brown bat), 1631 nucleotides long. RefSeq names its product out at first homolog (gene OAF). The transcript is spliced from 4 exons. Lineage: Eukaryota; Metazoa; Chordata; Mammalia; Chiroptera; Vespertilionidae. Bases 165 to 1139 code for a protein of 324 amino acids. The record is from RefSeq and is a predicted model, not a curated record.